Aspergillus fischeri NRRL 181 is the source of this 1380-nucleotide messenger RNA. RefSeq lists its product as uncharacterized. The transcript has a single exon. The record is from RefSeq and is a predicted model, not a curated record. Lineage: Eukaryota; Fungi; Ascomycota; Eurotiomycetes; Eurotiales; Aspergillaceae. Bases 1 to 1380 code for a protein of 459 amino acids.
AUGUCCGCAGACUUAUUCGCCGAAUUUGGAAACAAGGCACCAUCUGCGCAGCCUUCAAAUGUCUCACAUCAGCGGCGGCCCGGGUCACAAGCACACUCGCUGAUCCCGGAUUUGGACGUAUUAGAAGAUGUGGUCUCCUCUAAUCCUCAAACCGAUGUUCAAGAUCAGGCCUCCUCGUCACAUAUAAAACAGUCACAGGCACCACCAAACCAGUUUGCAUUAGCCUCGAACACGGAUUUUCCAAAGUUGCAGGACUAUAACGAUGGAAGUAAUGUAUUAUUUGACGCGACUUUGGAGUCUAUGCCCGAUGAUGAGGAGGACGAGGACUGGGGCGAAUUUGAAUCUGCGGAGUCAGCGACAGGCAGAAACCAGUCAGCAGCACGCUUUCAACAGCAGGAUGGUCUACGGGACAGUCAAAGUAGACCCAAAGAUGCUACUACGCUGAUUGACGUGAUGGAUACUCUAUCAAUUGCGGACUCGAAACUACCAAACGCUAGCAAGCCCGCUGUCAGACAGUCGAUCGAUAAGCCUAGGUCACAUAUUAAGGCUGUUGAUUCUAUUGCUGUACCCGACCCUGCGCAGGACGAUUCGUUCGAAGAUUGGGGUGAAUUCAUUGAUGGGCCACCUGCAGAGGUCAAGCCACCGAAGUUCCAAGGCUUCUCCAAAUCGAGGAGUCCUGAGGGCAAAAUCACGCAGGCUCGGACAGCCGUCCUUACGUCUCCUAGUUUUACUAUCCCAGGAGAAAAAGUCUCCGAGUCUCAGAUCCGUCCUACAAACAUACCCCCGCCGUCUGUUCUCUUGGAGUUGUUUCCCAGGCUUUUUGAGAAACUUCGUGAAGAAGCUACCAAGGCGAGAAGAUGUCUGCAACAGGAAGACCAGGUCGAGACCGCCGCAUCCCUUGUGCUCUGCACUUUGAAAGUGGUCGCAAGAGUAGUUGCUGGUCGCACUCUGCGAUGGAAACGGGAUACAAUACUGAGUCAAAGCAUGCGAAUAGGCCCCGCACGUUCAGGGAAGCCAGGCGGAAUGAAACUCAGUACCGUAAACAAGAACGAGAGCAUCAAGGAACAACAGGAGGCUGUUGACGUCCUCACAAUGUGGCGUGAUCAAGCCGCACUCUUCAAUUCUGUGAUCCAGGCGUCCGGAAGGCAGCCGAUCCAGGCCAUUGCAGAAAAUGCUCGUGUAGUAACAGCUACCGCGGCCCAUGGAGCCAUCAAAGCUCCUCAUGCUUGCGCCCUUUGCGGGCUGAAGCGUGAUGAGAGAUUGCCAAAAAUCGAUGAGAACGUGCAAGACAGCUUCGGAGAAUGGUGGGUUGAGCACUGGGGUCAUAGUGAGUGCAAAGGCUUUUGGGAAACGAACAUGGGCCUCCUAGCUCAACGAUAA